AUGUCAGUUGAUUUUGGCUGGCGUCGUUUCAACUUCUUCGACAAAAAUGUUGUUCAGGACCCAGAAAAUCCAGAAGAGAAGUUCUUAGGUCUCAAGGAUGUCUGUGUUGAUUGUUGGUGUAGCGGCGUCGGCGGCGAGGCUGCUUACCUCGGGGAGUCUCGGGGUGGAGUAUUUCGUCUUGGGAAGAACUUGGAACAAUACUACUGGAGAGUGUAUCAAGCGUCCCUUACCGCUCUACAUGCAGCAGACAAAUACAUAUUUUCAAUAGGAGAAGAUGAAGAAGGUGGGACUUCAAUUUUGAAAAUAUGGGAACGUGAUCGUCACGAGAAAAGUGCUCCAGUGUUGAAACGAGAGGUUCGACUUAGUGCUGUCCAUCCUACAGGGCAUAGUUCCAUAGCAUCGUGUGCGAUUGCAGUGCACUCUUCCUUAUCGUCGAUAGUUGUCGGUUUUGUAGAUGGAUCGGUUCUUGUCUACCAAGGAGACCUCAUCAAGGACAAGGCCUUGGGGUCACGUUGGCAACGAAUACGAGAAGCGUCUCCUCUUGACGGUCCUGUUACUGGGGUGGCUCUCGCAAAAUUACCUGGAGAGCGUCUUGUUGUAUUCGUGGUCACUUCCAAGUCUGUACAUUCUUAUGUUGUAGAAGCUAAGAAUGUCACUAAUACGCUCAAACACGAUUCGCCUGGUGCAUCCAAAGAUUGCUGGGUAUUCGAUGAAAGAACGGGGUCUCUUGUGGUGGCUAGUCGUGAUCUAGGAAGAAGCCAUGAGAAGCUUCAAUUGCUUGCAUUGGGAGAACAUCUCGUACUUCUUACCAAGCAGCAUGCUCUUAUACCGUCAAACGACGAAGCAGAAUUCAUGUCUAUGGUAACAGUGUAUAACGUGAAAGGACAGUAUAUCGGAUUUUCUUGUUCUAUUCCUUCUUUAUGCAGAUUGUUCACUGUUGAUCAGUGCUUAAUGAUUCUGAGCAAAGACGGAACACUCUCGGAACUUACCGAGAAAAAUUUAAGUGCGAAAUUGGACAUCCUUUUCAAGAAGAAUCUGUACGACGUGGCUGUCAUCCUUGCCAAGAGCAGCAAAGAUGGUGCAGAACAUUUGAAGUCUAUUCAUGCCAAAUAUGGAGAUUAUCUUUAUGGAAAAGGAGAUUUUGACAACGCAGUGAGCGAAUACAAAGAAACUAUAGGGAUGCUGGAACCAUCGUAUGUGAUCAAAAGAUAUCUGGAUGGGUCCCGAUUGCGGCAGUUAUGUGUUUAUUUGGAAGCUCUUCAUGAUACGGAUUGCUACACAUUGUAUCAUACGAAUAUUCUUCUCAACUGCUAUGCUCAGCUAGAAGAGCGAAAAAAGAUGAAAAAAUUUCUGGAAAAAAUAGCAGUGGAUGGGAAAACGGAUAUGAACAGCGUUUUUGAGGUACUCCGUUCUUUAAAAGUGUCUGAAGAUGCGAGUUUCCUUGCUGUAAAACUGAACAUGCAUGAUCACGCAUUAUCCAUGAUGAUAGAAGAUCUUGGUCGUCAUUCAACAGCUGUUAAAUACAUAGAGAAACGUCCACCAGAAGAGGCUUGCCAGUACAUAGAAAAAUAUGGACGAUCACUUUUUGAGGCGUGUCCUGACGAGACAAUGGAAUUGUUGCAACAUCUUAUCGAUGAAUCUCCUAAAAGUGUUGAUCCCACUCAACUUCUGAAGGUUUUUAUUAAUGACUUCGCCAAAAGUACCGCAUUCAUCGAGUUUGCUCUCAAAAAGGUAUCCGGACCAUCGCGCUCGGUUCUUUUGGCUACAAUCUUGGAACUGCGGUUACGCGAAUAUGCUGAAGGGAAUAUAGAGGAUGAAAAAUGUGAGGAGAUGUUAAUCCCAUUUAUUGAAGAAGAAAAUAUGCCAAACGCUCUACAUCUUGCACGCGUUUUUCAUUGUUUUCCUGUUGUCCAGUACAUUUUAGCAAAAACUAAGAGAACAAAGGAGCUGCUACAAUAUUACUUAAAAAAUGACAAAAUAAAUGAAGCCAUUGCCUUGUGUGAUGAAGAAAAGAAAGCAGAAAUGUGGAUGGAUUUGCUCGUGUACAUUUCUAAAAAGGAGGUACCAGUGAGCGAUAAGCUGAUUCAAGACAUGCUUAAGGGAAUAGAAACAAGCGGGAUUUUGCAUCCACUGGUAGUUUUGGAAGUUCUAUCACGCAGCAACACUUUAACGGUGGCUGCUGUUAAAGAUUACAUCAUUAAAUGGCUGGAUGCUCAAAAAAAGCAGAUAGAAUCCGAUCAGAAAGCUAUUGUGGAAGGUGAACGGCGAAUGCAGGAGGUCGACAAACAAAUUGAAUCACUCAAAUUCAACGUUCAAGUGUUACAAGUGAAUAAAUGUAGUGCUUGCGACACGGUACUUCAACUUCCAGCCGUUCAUUUCCUGUGCAGACACAGCUACCACGUUCAUUGUUUCGAAUCGUACAGUGAGAAGCCUGAUGUGUGUCCAGCGUGCGCCGUUCCCAAUUCUAGAGAGAAUGUGAAAGAAAAUCUGGAUACCAAGGCAGCCUACACUAAGUUUCAUGAAGAAUUGAACGGUGCCACAAGUGGAAUGGAUGUAAUCUCCAGAUAUUUAAGGAAUGGUCUAUUUGACCCAUCUAGGAAAACUUCUCAAAAGAAGACCUCAUCUACAAGUUUGGCGAAAAAAUCAGGAUCUAAUCCAUUCGAAGAAGACGACAAAGGUCUCUUCACCGAAUCAAGUACGAUAAGUAGCACAUCCUCUGAAGCGACUAUUCAACGAAACUCCAUUUCUUCAACAACUCAACGUCGACAAACAUAUGAUGAGACGAAAAAUCCCUUUGCAAAGAGUACAAAUCCAUUCGAUGAGUAG
This is a messenger RNA of Necator americanus (New World hookworm), 2826 nucleotides long. RefSeq lists its product as uncharacterized. Gene Ontology annotation, molecular function: protein binding; protein-macromolecule adaptor activity. The transcript has 25 exons. Gene Ontology annotation, cellular component: HOPS complex; endosome. Gene Ontology annotation, biological process: vacuole organization; organelle fusion; endosome organization. Bases 1 to 2826 code for a protein of 941 amino acids. The record is from RefSeq and is a predicted model, not a curated record. NCBI's taxonomy places the organism in Eukaryota, Metazoa, Nematoda, Chromadorea, Rhabditida, Ancylostomatidae.